This is a messenger RNA of Rhinichthys klamathensis goyatoka, 2752 nucleotides long. It is a transcript of the gene tcf7l1b, whose product is annotated as transcription factor 7 like 1b. Gene Ontology annotation, molecular function: RNA polymerase II cis-regulatory region sequence-specific DNA binding; DNA-binding transcription factor activity, RNA polymerase II-specific. Gene Ontology annotation, biological process: generation of neurons; regulation of transcription by RNA polymerase II; canonical Wnt signaling pathway. Gene Ontology annotation, cellular component: beta-catenin-TCF complex. The transcript is spliced from 12 exons. The record is from RefSeq and is a predicted model, not a curated record. Lineage: Eukaryota; Metazoa; Chordata; Actinopteri; Cypriniformes; Leuciscidae. The coding region runs from base 618 to 2279 and encodes 553 amino acids.
CACUCUCACGCGCUGCUGCGUGCUUGCGCAUUCCCCAUCAGCAGCUCAACGUACAGGGCAACGGAACCUCUUCACGUCCAAACACACCGUUUUCAGAGACCAUUGAUCAAACAUGACGGUGGUGAUUCAAAACGUGGACGAAGCGAGCUGAUUUGAGGAGGAAUCUGUGUUUUACGCGAUUAAAACACGUCUUUCUUUGGGAUAAGAGACUACGGAGGCACCGCGACCGUUGCAACUUUUGUUCACGCGCAUUUAACUGACGGUUGCGUUUUUUUUUUUAAAGAAAAAGUCGCUCAACUUUUGGCGCUCGAUUCAUUCGGUCUAUGUGGAAUGUAGAAUCGGGUGAAAAUACUAUUUUAUUUGUGUUUGGUAAGUUUUGUCGGGACGACAAGCAGAAGAGGACACAGCGCUUGACUGGAGUUUGUUGCAGGGAUACCGAUGAAACUGUCGAGCUUUGUGUGAUCGCACGUAAUCAUGGACAAAUUGGAUUUAAAUUCAUGUGUCAAGGAUUAUUUCUGAAAUAUCUCGUGUGUUUUUUCCCGCACUGACACGUUCUCGUGCACUUCAGAGUCAACACAAACUCUAGAUUUUGUAACCGUUGCAAGACGCUCGUAAACAUGCCACAACUUAACGGAGGUGGAGGGGAUGAGUUGGGGGCGAACGAUGAAAUGAUCCCAUUCAAAGAUGAGGGAGAACAAGAGGACAAAAUCUCCGAAAACGUUUCUGCCGAGAGAGAUCUGGACGAUGUCAAGUCCUCUCUAGUGAACGAGUCGGAAAAUAACAGCAGUUCAUCUGAUUCUGAGCAAACCGAGAGGAGACCACAGCCAAGACCUGAUCAUGAUAGUUAUGAGAAAGCCCGAGAGUAUUUCGCCGAGGCUUUGAGAAGACAGCAAGAUGGAGGAUUUUUUAAGAGCCCACAUUAUCCAGGCUACCCAUUUCUAAUGAUCCCAGAUCUUUCCAGUCCUUACCUGUCCAACGGCGCCCUGUCUCCUAGCGCAAGAACGUUUUUGCAUAUGAAAUGGCCUCUUCUGGAUGUUCCAGGCACAGCAGCACUCAAAGACUCACGAUCACCUACUCCAGGACACUUAUCUAAUAAGGUCCCGGUGGUCCAGCAUGCGCACAUGCACCCCCUGACCCCCCUCAUCACCUACAGCAAUGAACACUUCUCUCCAGGAACUCCUCCAGCCCACCUCUCGCCAGAGAUACUGGACCCAAAGACAGGUAUUCCUCGGACCCCUCACCCCUCAGAGCUGUCGCCCUAUUACCCACUGUCCCCUGGGGCCAUGGGGCAGAUCCCGCACCCAUUGGGCUGGCUCGUCCCACAGCAGGGUCAGCACAUGUACCCCAUCACUGGGGGCUUCCGGCACCCGUACCCAGCUCUCGCCAUGAACGCAUCCAUGUCCAGUUUGGUGUCCAGUCGCUUUUCUCCUCAUAUCGUUCAUCAUCCUCACGGUCUUCAUCAGACGGGCAUCCCUCAUCCAGCCAUCGUCUCUCCGGCUAUUAAACAAGAACCCAACGGAGAACUCAGCCCAGCGGCUCACGCAAAGUCUCCAGGCCCGAAUAAGAAGGAGGACGAGAGGAAACCUCACAUAAAGAAGCCUCUAAACGCCUUCAUGCUCUAUAUGAAGGAGAUGAGGGCCAAAGUGGUGGCCGAGUGCACGCUAAAAGAAAGUGCCGCCAUCAACCAGAUCCUCGGCCGCAGGUGGUGUUUGUGUCAUUCACUAUCACGAGAGGAACAGGCCAAAUACUACGAGCUAGCCAGGAAAGAGAGGCAGCUGCACUCUCAACUCUACCCGGGCUGGUCGGCCCGAGAUAACUACGGCAAGCGGAAGAAGAGGAAGAGAGAUAAUAAGACAGACUCAACAGCAGAGGAUUUCUCAGCGCGGAACAAGAAGCCGUGUGUGCAGUACCUCCCCCAGGAGAAGAUGAUUGACAGCCCUGGCUCCUCCCACGGGAGCAUGCUGGACUCCCCGGCCACGCCCUCAGCGGCCCUGGCCUCGCCCGCGGCCCCGGCCCCCACACACUCGGAGCAGGCCCAACCACUGUCCCUCACCACCAAACCCGAUCGCCAACACCACUACCCUCUGCUGGCCAAACCCCCUUCAUCAUCAUCAUCAUCAUCAUCAGGCAGUCAGUUAACUCCGCCUCUUCUGUCUAGGCCACUCCCCUUUUCUUCCCUGCAUGCCUCUCUCCUGUCUCCGCCCUCCCCGUACCAUCACUCCCAUCAUGCUUUGUUCCAGUCUCAGCCUCUCUCUUUGGUAACCAAAUCAGCUGACUGACUCUCUUCUAAAGCAAUUCUUUCUUAAUGUCUUUUAAAUAAUGCUGUAUAUGGCUUUUUUACCGUUUUUUUUUUUUUUUUUUUUUUUUGAGAAAUAGAUGUCAGGUUAACUUUUUUGAUAAGUGAGAAAAGGAAAUAAAUAUUAUUAUUGGUCAAUAUUUGAUCAUCCGCUUUUCUGUUGUCUGUAUAAAACAAUGUAUUUUUUUGUAAUGUCUACUUUGGAACUGGUUUCUUAUUUGAUGCAUUUAUUCAGUAAUCUUGUAUAAUAAAAAAAAAUACAUGUAUUAAACUACUUUUAAAAGAUAAGAAGGAACAAAAAACAUUUAAGCUUGACUGUAAUUAAUGGUAGUUUUUGGAGUUUUAAUUCAUAGUACUGGCAAUUUAUUAGACCUCUUUGCAAUGACCCCCCCUUACCCCAGUUUUGAACUGUGUGAACUUGAUAAAUAAAACUUGUAAAUUGUUUCUAAAAAUGGA